AUGGAGCCAGAUGAGAAGACAGAGCAACCUAUUGUCGACCAGGCGAACGAAGGCGGCAACUUCUCCAGCUAUAUCAGAGUCUUUCGCUAUGCGGACCGUCAAUCCUGGAUUCUCAAUGGCAUCGCAUUCGUCGCAGCCAUUGGUGCUGGUGUGCCACUUCCGCUGAUGGACCUGGUCUUUGGACAAUUCGUAACAGCCUUUGUCGACUUCAGCCAAGGAAGGUACAGCCCUGACCAAUACAUGAACCAAGUCGUCAAGUACACAUUGUACUUCAUCUACUUGUUCGUUGCCAAGUUCGUCUUGGUAUACAUCCACACAGUAUGCGUAUCCAUGGCCGCGAUCCGGACCACAAAAGCACUGCGGGUGGACUUUAUGACUUCUCUACUCCGUCAGGAGAUUGCAUACUUCGAUUCCAAGGAUGCUGGAUCGCCAUCGGUGAAGGUCACUUCGACGGCCAAUCUUGUCAACCAAGGCAUCUCCGAGAAGCUUUCACUCACCAUCCAAAGCCUCACGACCUUCGUCACGGCCUUCAUCAUUGCGUUUGCAGUGCAAUGGAAACUCACACUCAUUACCAUUGGUAUAGUGCCGGCUAUAAUCAUCGUCACUACGGUCUGCGUAGCCAUCGACACCAAGAACGAGACCAAGCUUCUGUCAAUAUACUCUCGAGCGGGACUCCUGGCAGAAGAGGUCUUCUCUAGUAUUGCAACCGUGCAUUCGUUCUGGCUACACCCUGAGAUGGUCAAGCGAUAUGACAAUCUGGUUGCUGAUGCAGAAAAGGAGGGAUUGAAGAAGCGACCGAAUCUGGGCAUCCUGUACUCCUUUGAGUACUUUGUCGUGUUCUCUGGAUAUGGCCUUGCUUUCUGGCGUGGAUGUCGAAUGUACGCAAGUGGUGAGAUUGAGGAGUCUGGCAAAGUCGUUACUGUCAUCUUCGCCGUAAUUGUGGCCGCUACCAUCCUCACACAAAUCGCCCCACAGAUCAUGACUCUGUCGAAGGCUAUAAGUGCUGCCGAUGAUCUAUUCAAGACAAUCGAUCGGCAGUCUAAAAUCGACUCACUGGCAACGCAAGGCGAUCGACCGUCUGGUUGUAAGGGCAAGAUUGAAGUGAAAGAUAUUCGGUUCUCCUACCCAUCACGGCCAGACGAUGAGAUACUUCGGGGUCUGAAUCUUGACAUUCCUGCCGGGAAAACCACGGCCUUGGUUGGUGCGUCUGGGUCUGGGAAGAGCACGAUAAUUGGUUUGCUUGAGCGCUGGUAUGAUCAGUCUCACGGUGUCAUUACCAUUGACGGUAUCGAUAUUCGUGAGCUCGACAUUCAAUGGCUGCGUCAAAACAUCAGACUGGUUCAACAGGAGCCUGUCCUUUUCAGCGGCAGCGUCUUUGACAAUGUGGCGUAUGGACUUAUUGGCACCCCUUACGAGCACAGUCCUCAAGAAGAGAAGAUGAGGCUCGUCGAGCAAGCCUGCAUUGAUGCCUUUGCCGAUCAAUUCAUCCGGAAACUCCCCCAGCAAUAUAACACCAGCAUCGGUGAACGUGCGCGAAUGCUCUCGGGUGGCCAAAAGCAACGCAUAGCCAUUGCAAGGAGCAUCAUCUCGAAUCCGCCCAUUCUACUUCUCGACGAAGCAACGAGCGCGCUUGACCCCAAGGCCGAGCAAGUCGUGCAGCGUGCGCUCAACAACGUGUCUGCGAACCGAACAACCAUCACAAUCGCGCACAAGCUCUCGACCAUCAGAGACUCCGACAGCAUUGCGGUGAUCUCAAAAGGCGCCGUCAUCGAACAAGGCACCCACGACGAACUUUUGGCUCAAAACGGUGCAUACUCGCGUCUUGUCAAUGCUCAGAAUUUGGGCGGCGGAUCCAACAGCAACGACGAUAGCGAGAGUGACGUCGAGUCGGGCGAGGAUGGCAAGCUGGAGCGCAAUGCCUCACUUGCACGUACUAAAUCUGAGCGAGUCGACAUCGAUCCAGACGAAGAUUCUGAUGAAGAGAAGGAGACCAUGAAUUACGGACUGCUCAGAUGUAUUUGGAUGUUGCUGAAGAACGAGCCAGAUCUGUGGCCGCACUUCUUCAUUUCCGCAGUCUGCUGUAUUCUGGGAGGUGGGACUUACCCAGCUCAGGCAGUACUCUUGUCCCGCACGUUCGGUGUCUUCCAACUGCAAGAUGCCAGCAGGAUUCGAAGCCGUGGUGACUUCUGGGCUCUUAUGUUUUUCAUCAUAGCGCUCGCCAACCUCGUCAUCUACUUCAUCGUUGGAUGGUCUACAACCGUCAUCUCCCAGAAACUGACACGCCGCUAUCGACUUCGACUCUUCAAGACCACCAUCCACCAGGACAUGGAGUUCUUCGACCAAGCCUCUCACGCGAGUGGGGGUAUGACAUCUAAACUUUCCAGUUGCGCCACCAACAUGCAAGAGCUCAUGGGUAUCAACAUUGGCUUGAUUCUCAUCAACAUCACCAAUGUCACAUCCAGCUCUAUCUUUGGUAUCAUUGUCGGCUGGAAGCUGGGACUCGUCUGUGUGUUCGGGGCACUCCCUCCACUUCUCUUCAGCGGCUAUCUCAGAAUUCGCCUCGAGACCGCACUGGACGAUGCUACUUCGAAGAGAUUCGCCAGCAGUGCUGCUAUUGCUGCUGAGGCCAUUUCCGCUAUACGCACUGUAGCAUCGCUAACACUGGAGAGGACAAUUCUGGACAUAUAUCAAGACAGACUUGCCAACGUGGCAAGCAAGGCAACGAAGGCAUUGUUCUGGACCAUGUUCUGGUAUUCCCUGACGCAGUCUAUCUCGUUCCUCGCCAUGGCUUUGGGUUUCUGGUACGGCGGCAAACUUGUAUCCACGGGCGAGUACGACACGACUCAGUUCUUCGCGAUUUUCAUUGCGGUCAUUUUCGGUGGCGAGGCGACGGCGGCGUUUUUCCAGUACACGACCAGCAUCACCAAGGCACAGAUCGCGGCGAACUUCAUGUUCUGGCUUGAGCACCGUGCUCCAAAGCAAGACAUGGACCCUUCCAUGCCAUCGCCAGACGAGAAAGAUGUACACGGUCCCGCAGCAAUCGGCUACGACGAUCUCACAUUCGCAUACCCAGCACGCCCGAACAUUCCCAUCCUCAACGGCAUCGACGUCACGAUUCCACCAGGCAAAUUCGCGGCUUUCGUAGGCCCUUCAGGCUGUGGCAAGACAACGAUGAUAUCCUUGCUAUCUCGCUUCUACGACCCCAGUUCCGGAUCCAUCUCCCUGAACAAGCAAGCAAUCACAGACUUGACGCCCCGUCACCAUCGUCGCCGCAUCGCACUCGUCCAGCAAGAGCCUAUCCUGUAUCAAGGCAGCAUCCGAGACAACGUGGCCCUGGGCAUCGCCGAGUCUCGCGAAGCCACCGAAGCUGAAAUCGAAAAGGCAUGCACUCAAGCCAACAUUUGGGACUUUGUCAAGUCGUUACCUGAAGGCUUGAAUACCUUCGUCGGCAUGCGCGGAUCUCAGCUCUCUGGUGGCCAGCGCCAACGCGUUGCCAUCGCGAGAGCUAUUAUCCGCGAUCCGAGCGUUUUGCUGCUUGAUGAAGCGACAUCUGCGCUCGAUACUGAGAGCGAGAAGAUCGUGCAGGCGGCGUUGAUGGAUGCAGCACAAGAAGGCAGCCGGACGACAGUGGCGGUGGCUCAUCGACUGAGUACCAUCCGAGACGCGGAUUACAUCUUCGUGUUCGAGGCUGGAAAGAUCGUCGAAUCGGGUAGUCACAAUUUCCUCUUGCAGAAGAGAGGGAGGUAUUAUCAGAUGUGUCAAGGGCAGGCUCUAGACCGAGCGGUAUAG
Messenger RNA from Zasmidium cellare ATCC 36951, 3789 nucleotides. RefSeq lists its product as uncharacterized. The record is from RefSeq and is a predicted model, not a curated record. The coding region runs from base 1 to 3789 and encodes 1262 amino acids. The transcript has 5 exons. Gene Ontology annotation, cellular component: membrane. Lineage: Eukaryota; Fungi; Ascomycota; Dothideomycetes; Mycosphaerellales; Mycosphaerellaceae. Gene Ontology annotation, biological process: transmembrane transport. Gene Ontology annotation, molecular function: ATP binding; ABC-type transporter activity; ATP hydrolysis activity.